Molecule: messenger RNA, 1732 nt
Organism: Spodoptera litura
Lineage: Eukaryota; Metazoa; Arthropoda; Insecta; Lepidoptera; Noctuidae
Product: mitochondrial coenzyme A transporter SLC25A16
Biological process (GO): transmembrane transport
Cellular component (GO): mitochondrial inner membrane
Source: RefSeq, a predicted model, not a curated record
AUGAGGGAAAAUAAGAUGAUGAAUGCCGGUGUUGUUUUGUUGUUCAAUAAAAUAAAUUAAACAAAAUAAUUAAUUUCAAAAGCUAAUCAGCCUUUUAUUGUUAUUAACGUAAUUAAGAAUAAAAAUAUGUACAGACGUCAUAAAUACAUGAUUGCGAUUUUAGAUUGAUAAACAAAUAUAUGGAAAACAGCGUCAGCUGAUUGCUAGACAGCGGACGCGAAUAGUGUUGAGAUUUGAACAUUCAAAUUGGAUUUAGGUUCGUCGCGGCCGCGUCAGUCAGUCGAGUCAACGCGCUCGCUCACUUGCCCGCGGAACCGGCAUGCAGCUAACGUGAAUAAAGUUUUCUUUCGGCUACAAAUCGGUGGUGAAAGUCGGCGCAGAUGUCGCGUGAACAAUCGUCAAGAAAUGUCCACUGUUCGUUUGUACUUUGAAUAAAUUAAUUGGAGAAUUUCUAAACCGUGCCAUGGUGUUAGCUGGUAAUUUUUAAUCGAAUAUAUGCUUACAAAUGUGAAUAUCUAAUGAGAACAGUGGUUAUAUUAUUUUGUUUCUUUAAAAAAAUAUAGUUUUAUAAACUGAAGUGAAUAUGGCCUUAACUAUGGAACAGAAAAAUAAUCUUGAUUUUAUACUCAAGAACUUAUUGGCUGGAGGUGUGGCGGGUAUGUGCGCAAAAACGACAGUGGCGCCACUGGAUCGUAUGAAGAUUCUCCUCCAAGCGCAGUCAUCCCACUACAAGAACCACGGAGUUUUGGGUGGAUUAACUGCUAUUGUGAAGAAGGAGUCCCUUAUAGCCCUCUACAAAGGGAAUGGAGCCCAAAUGGUCAGGAUAUUCCCGUACGCAGCCACGCAGUUCACCAGCUUUGAGAUUUAUAAAAAGUACCUAAGCGGUGUCCACAUACCAGUAGUCCAACAUGGCGAUAAGUUUGUGGCGGGAGCGGGUGCGGGAGUGACAGCUGUCACUUUGACGUACCCGUUGGACACUAUUCGAGCGCGGCUUGCGUUCCAGAUCACGGGCGAACACAAGUACAAUGGUAUCGCGCAUGCAGCUACCACCAUGUUUCGAACGGAGGGUGGUAUACGAGCACUAUACCGCGGGUUCGUGCCCACCAUGAUGGGCAUGGUGCCGUACGCCGGCUUCAGCUUCUACUGCUUCGAGUCGCUCAAGUUCUUCUGCAUGAAGUACCUGCCCACCACGCUCUGUAGAAAGUGCGAGAGGAAUACCGGAGGUCUUGUGCUAACAGUGCCCGGCAAGUUGGUAUGUGGCGGGCUGGCGGGCGCGGUGGCCCAGUCCGUGUCGUACCCGCUCGACGUGACGCGGCGCCGCAUGCAGCUCGCCUGCAUGGACGCGCACACCGCCAAGUUUGGCAUCGGCAUGGUCAAGACGUUGACCCUCAUAUACCGUGAGAACGGCAUAGUGAAGGGUCUGUACCGCGGUAUGAGCAUCAACUACAUCCGAGCGAUACCAAUGGUCGCCACUUCAUUCUCCACUUACGAACUCAUGAAACAAUUACUACAACUCGACACAGGAAUGAUGGUAUCGUAACUGUAGUAAAGAAAGAUGACUAUUUUCUUUUUAUUAUAAUUUCGGUUGGUUAUGUUGAACACGUACUUUUUUCUUUUGGAAGUCAAUGGUCAGGUGAUGAUGACGAUUAUAGCCAUUUGUGGCCAUAAUCUAUGAAUAUUAUUAUUUCCUUUAUUUAUUUCUAUACUUGACUUAUAUAUUUUUAAAUAUUUA